CUCUUACCGAAAUUCAAACCAUAUCGUAGAUUACACGUGCAUUUAAACUCAGCAAGAAAGUCUUCUAUUUGCCAACGAAUGUCAACCGACCAAGGUCCCGGCAGCCAGGUCGUUCAAGUAGCCGGCUCAACUAAACUUGGCGAUCUGCUUCUGCCCAAAGCAUGCGAGAACUGUAAAAUCCGAAAGAUACGGUGUGACAAGUCUUCACCCUGUUCCAGCUGUCAGAUAGCGAAGCUACCAUGCCGUGUAGCAUCGAAAAACACAGACAGCAGACCACGAGCCCCUGCUUCCACCUACCAUGAUAAGCACUUCAGUCUAAUCCACGAGAGUCUGCGUGAAAUCAAAGAGAGACUAGGAAAGCUUGAAUCGAAUCAAGUAACUUCCGCUUUAGCCUCCUCACCUGACCUCUGCAUCGUUGCGACCGAAUCCGAGUCUCCAUUCGUACCCGAGACUGCUUUCCAGAGCGAGACUUCAUUCGACAGCCAUUCGGUGCAAGCAUCUGUGACAGCAGAAUACUCUGCAGCAGAAGUCGUGCACAAUGAUCUGGACCAGGAGAUCCAUGCUUCUCUUACAGCCCUGAAGUCGCUUCUUCGAGGUCAAGGAACACCAUCACCUUCAAACAACUUGUCGUUUCCACGAGCCGCGACGAAAGCAAACGUGCCAAAAGUUGAGCUUCCGCCUAUGCACAUUAUUAUCGAAGUGUUGAAGAAAGCUUCCUCACGAAUACCACUUGUGAUUCUCCAUAGCGGACUCCGAGACGAUUCCCUGCUGGAGGAACUCUGCAAGAAAAUAUACUUUCCGACCAAGCAUGUCUCAAAAGGAGAGAUCACCCUCAUGAAUGGAUUACUAUUCUAUGUCUUCGCGGAAUACUGCAUGGAGGAUGGCCCUUCCAACACUCUCUAUCCCACGUACGCCAAGCUCUGCGAGAAGAACUUCGUUGCUGGACUUCAGGAUUACGGUUGUUUGGUAACACCGACUCUGGAAAACAUCCAGUCAUUACUACUCGGUGCCUUGAAGGCACAAGAAGACUCCCGCCCAGCUCUCUGCUGGACAUUCGUUUCCACCGGCGCCCGCCUCUGCCAAAUCCUAGGCUACCACCGCGAAGCCGUUAUAGCUCGAGAUCCUCCCAAGCUAGCAGAAGCAAAACGACACGUAUUCUGGAUGCUUUACAUGAUCGAUAAAACGCUCUCGCUUAAUCUAGGUCACACUUCUAACUUCCCCAGUCACGAUAUCGAUGUCAACAUGUAUUCCCCAUCCGAGAAUCCCAAAGUUGCGCCGUGGAAUCGGGUGAUGAUUUUAUUCGCUGAGUUUUCGAAAUUGCAAGGGAGGCUAUACGACGAGUUGUAUUCGGUGAGAGCGAGGAGGGAAAUGGCGGAUGCGAGAGCGAGGACUAUUGAGGAGCUUGUUACGUGCUUUUACAAGUGGCAUGCUGAGUUCAAACAGAUUGAUACAGAAGGUGCACAAUGCAAAAGUGACCUAGAUAUCAUCAUCGGGUCCUCAGACUUCAUCUUCUACUCCGUCCUGACAAUCCUCUACGGAGCUCAGACGUCCCCAGCAGCAGCGAUCAGGAUCAGUUCUCAGCGAUACGAGGUAGCGCGACUGAGUCUAGAGUGUCACGUCCAGAACUGGACAAGACUGUCUCCGAACGAUAUUUCGAAAUGUGGGAUAUACUCAGACUGGUGAGUACUCCUUACACACAAGUGAAAUUGAUAAAAUUGACAAUACCACCAGGCUCAUUGACUACGCCUCUUUCGCCCCCUUCCUCGUAGUCUUCACGCACGCCAUAGCCGCUCACUCCCAAAUCGACGUAACGCUCCUCUCCCAAACCCUCACAACCCUCGAGUCCAUGCGCAGUCGCUCCGAAACACAUACCAAGCUCUGUCAAAAAUGCCGCGUCUUCCUUCGCUUCGCCAAAGCCUUUGUACAGACGCAUAAUCCGCCCUCGGGCUUCCAGAACGAGGAAGAUGGGUCUUUUGUUUUCUCUACCGCAGCGACGGCGAUGGGCGACCCUGCUGGAUAUCUUGGGGAUCUGGGUGCUAGUAUGGACUUUCCGGAUUACUAUAGAUUAGGGGCUGGCCAUGAAGAUUUGGAGUCGAUGUCUGCGUUUUUGGGGAGCUGUUUUGGAGAAGGGUCAGCGAUGGGUGGAAUUUGGACCACCGGUUACCAAGGCGACCCCUGAGCUCAAGCUAUCCUGGGAAAGUAAUAGUACUGAUCGAAGUUUACAGUAGUCAGAAUGACAUUAGUUCGUGCGUGUGAAUCCCACCACAGUCGACGGUCUGACAUCCAUUUGCCAAUUCCUGUACGGAUAUCAUCCCAUGUAAACCGGUAACUGGCUCCCGAAAUACUCAAUCGGCACCCUCUCGCCGGGCACGAAGAAGUGGCAAGCACCCCAACAAAAAGCCCUCAUCAUCAUUACUACCCAAGCAUCAACAAUCAUUUGCCGAUCAUGGAACCCCGUCUUCCUCAUUUCCUCAACAAUUUGCGGCAACACCCUAAAGUAGCCAUCCACAUCAGCCUUGUAAUCAGCUCCCAAGUUCCGCAACAUAGAAGUCUCGCCAUCCUCUUUAAACACGGCGUGCUUGAUGUGAAUCCUGAGGAGAUGGUGAUAUCGGAAUGAGUGCUGUUGUUCCCAUUCGUUGAGAAGUUUCGUGUAUGUUGUGAGAGUGUCUUGGACAAGAUCGAGAUAUCUAGGAUCACGAGUCACGACCCAUGAUUCGUCUUGUAAGCUAUACUCGUCUGUAUGGUCCCAGGCUGCAUACUUGGUGCCGAUGUCGUGACAAAUUUGUAGCGCCUGUAAUGUGUAAGGACCUACGUCCUUGUGAUGAACGACAACGUAUUCUUCCAAACAUAACCGGAAAGCUCUCCUUCCAACAGAGCUAGUCGUCACUCCAUGCACAUUUUCACUUGGCGCAGGGAUCUGAACUAGACAUGAGCCUCGAUAACGACUUGGCUGGGUAGUGAGUGCAACCAAAUCCGCAACUCGAAAGCGAAAUUCAGGGUUCUCUUUUAGAAUUUGGCUCAGUGCAGCAGACGAUGAGCCGCUACGAUCAAGAUAGCUCAAAGCGGCGACAAUCUCACUCUGCGUAGAAACAGUGAGAUCGGGGAGACCAAGUAAGGGCUCGGUCCUGACAACUCCACACCCCAGUCUGUCGGCGCUUGCGCGGGGUAUAUAUAUCUCUUCUUGUUCUGGCAGGAUUGAUCCCGUCACCAGUCUCUUUCGGAAAUGGUUCUGCUCCGCCAUACGAAGUCGCUGAUUUCUUCCAGUGUACGAAUACUGUAGGACAAUUCCAAGCGAUCUCACCACCGUCGAUGUGAUGAUGUGGGAAUGCCCUUCCGCUCGCAAGAUCCCGUCAGAGGGCCUGAAGUCUUUCCAUUUCAUCCCCAUGCGCCGUGCUAGAACUGCAAUGUCCGACAGUGUCGUUUUGGCAAGUGGCCUCACGACAUCGGGAGGCUGAAAGGCCCAAGAUCGCUCUCGAAAUACCACCGCAGGUAGGCGUAAGUUGGGAUCAGGAUAGUCAAUCAUUUCCCUCGGUAACUCCUCAUGAUCUAGACAAGCUUGGGUAUUUUCGUGAAUCCAAUGAAGGAACGGCACCCAGCAAGCCAACUCACCACGAUUUCCUUUCUUUUUCUUCUCUGACUGCGCAGGCAGUCGUUCUCGGCGACGUCCCGCACCACGUCGAGCUUGAUACUGAGUCACGUAAUCGUCCUGUGGAGCCUCCAUCAACAUCUCAUCAAAGUCCAUAGACACUACCGGUACCAGCGACUUUUCCCUCGACAAUUUACUGCCUGUAAGUAAAACCUGUCCUCUUCUGCUCAAUGCUCCAUCACCAACCAGUGAGAUCUCGGGGAUGGUAUAGAGAGUUUCGAACCGGAAUUCUCGCCACCUCCAAUGCAGUCUCGUCUUACGAGCAUACUCCCCCAUGACAUAUUUGUGGCAUCUUCGGUAGCCAUCGGCGGUUGAAAAGUAUUGCUGAAGCAAUUGACCAACCGCGGUCGCAAGGGCGACGAGCGCGAUUGCAAGCGCCGCGCCAGCGAGUUUGGCAUCUGUGUUGUUCGACAUUGUAGAUCAACUGGUUGAAUUGAGGCCAAACAAUUUUCAUCUACGCAGCGAUGAAUUGAUACGUGCUUAUAGCCCUUGCGUGUUUGUGCUUCCACGUCCCAACCUCAGGUGUCGCGACGCGGUACACUGAAAGAAUUCCAUUGACCUAGGACUGAUUGGAGUUUAGCUGCACAAAAUAGGAUUAAAUUGCUGCGUGUAAGAGUAUUGGUGAGAUUGAGAGCAUAUAAUUAUUGCUUGUUUGAGAUGUAUC
Messenger RNA from Cadophora gregata, 4310 nucleotides. RefSeq lists its product as uncharacterized. Gene Ontology annotation, molecular function: DNA-binding transcription factor activity, RNA polymerase II-specific; DNA binding; zinc ion binding. Bases 79 to 1683 code for a protein of 534 amino acids. The transcript has 7 exons. NCBI's taxonomy places the organism in Eukaryota, Fungi, Ascomycota, Leotiomycetes, Helotiales, Ploettnerulaceae. Gene Ontology annotation, biological process: regulation of DNA-templated transcription; DNA-templated transcription. The record is from RefSeq and is a predicted model, not a curated record.